Messenger RNA from Zingiber officinale, 1095 nucleotides. Its product is annotated as expansin-B15-like. Gene Ontology annotation, cellular component: extracellular region. The transcript has 2 exons. The record is from RefSeq and is a predicted model, not a curated record. Gene Ontology annotation, biological process: sexual reproduction. Bases 36 to 851 code for a protein of 271 amino acids. NCBI's taxonomy places the organism in Eukaryota, Viridiplantae, Streptophyta, Magnoliopsida, Zingiberales, Zingiberaceae.
UCAAGCAGCUAGCGAGUAGCGACGAUCGAUCGACGAUGGCGCCUUCCACUACUCUCUCCCUCGUCGGUUUACUCGCGGCCUUGUGCACCCUCUUCGACCGCUCCGCUUGCUUCCACCCCAAGCGCCUCAACUUCUCCUCUUCUGCUCUCGACGCCGGCAGCUGGUCGCCGGCGGGAGCCACCUGGUACGGCGGCGCGCACGGCGCUGGGAGCGACGGCGGCGCGUGCGGAUACGCAGGCGCCGUCGACUCGUCCCCGUUCUCCUCCAUGAUAGCGGCAGGGAGCCCCUCCAUCUUCAAGUCCGGCGAGGGGUGCGGCGCUUGCUACCAGGUCCGGUGCACGGGCACCGCCGAAUGCUCCGGGAACCCGGUGACGGUGGUGCUCACAGACGAGUGCCCCGGCGGGCCGUGCCUCGCUGAGCCCGUCCACUUCGACCUCAGCGGCACGGCGUUCGGGGCGAUGGCGAAGCCCGGGCAGUCCGACCAGCUCCGCAACGCCGGAGUCCUCCAAAUCCAGUACAAUCGCGUGGAGUGCAACUACGGCAGCGUGGACAUUGCGUUCCAUGUGGACGUAGGCUCGAACCCUAAUUACAUCGCCGUGCUGAUCGAGUACGAAGGAGGCGACGGGGACCUGGCGACGGUGGAGAUCAAGGAGGGACAGUCGUCGUGGAUACCGAUGCAGCAGUCGUGGGGAGCGGUGUGGAGGCUAAACUCGGGGCCGACUCUGCAGCCGCCGUUCUCGUUCAGGCUGACGUCCGGGUUGGAGCGGAAGCAGCUGGUGGCCAAUAACGUGAUUCCGGCGGGGUGGCAGCCGGGCGCCACCUACAGAUCCGUCGUCAACUACAGCGAUUAGAAAGAGUCAUAUCCAAAUAUCUACAGUGGGAAGUACGUACGUGCGUUGUUGGUGAAUAAAAUUAUCGCAGGCAGUGGAGAUUAUUAGCUGUAUUUAUCUCCCUCCGCGAAGUACCUUCAUGUGUUUGAUGAUCGAUAUCUAUUUGCAUAACGUACGUUAUGCAAAUGAUCUGAUCGGUAUCUAUUUUGCUAUAAAAUUUUCAGAUGUUUGAUGAUCCUCUAAUAGCAUAAUUGGAAUUCAAUAA